ACUACAUACAAAUACUAAGUAUGUAUCCUAAUACCUCUCUACAUUUAUACAACUAAAUGCAAUUGAUACAGGUACACAAUCACAUACGUUUUGCACUUACAAACAUAUCCACAUACCUUUCUCUCCGUCAGAUGACAUACCAUAUAUGCGCAUUGUCAUAUUGUCAAGGUGCUGACGGUCGCGUUGAAGUUCUUUAGACGUGUGUAACUUAUUCAUAUUCGUCGUCAUCUACCUAUCUUUUACGCGACGAAUAACUCCGCCUAUUCAUAUAUUCAUAUUUUCGUACAUUCACAUAUCACCGCCGUUUUAUCGCAAACUUGAAAAGUUGUACCAUUGAAGUUCCUUCGGCGUCUCCAACUUUAUAUCCGACGCGUCGGCACGCGUCUUUGUUCCCCAUUCCGGUCUCCCAUCCAUGAGGCCUGCUUCGAAGCCUAUUGAAUCCGAAUCGCGGCAAGAUUACUGACCUUGACCGUCAGUUUCACAGAGGUCGGCGGCGGAGGAAGAGGAGGAGAAGCAGUGGGAAGGCUUGACGAAUAGGCGCGGUCUCGCCCUCGGCUUGGGACUCCGCCCGUAUCCGAACUACCUACGCACUCGGAUCUUUACAGCGCGAUGACGCCUAUACGAGGUCUUUGUAUAACAAUCCUAUAGGUUAACCUCGCUUCUCACGUCACAAAAUGCCGAUACUUGAGGUCAAACCCACGUCUUCGGAACUCCUCCAAUAUGUCGCCGACUCUCUCGGGAAAGCAAGAAAAGUGGUCAUAAUUACCGGCGCUGGAAUAAGCACCAAUUCUGGCAUUCCUGACUUCCGGUCGGAAAAUGGGCUCUACUCGCUCAUCCAAGCCCAAUUCGAGCGAGCAGAAGCCGGUCGCAGUAAGGAUUCCGAGACCCAGACCGUAGAUUUCCCCGCAAGCGAACGUCCUACGAAGAGAAGAAGAAUAUCACACGCGGAACGCAACGAGGCUCCGGAAACUCCAACGGCUUCAGAUGGUUACAAGAGUCAAGAUGGGAUAAAUAUCUCGAUCAACAGCGGCGAUGUUGUAGAUACUGUGAAUCCAGCUUCAACAAAUGACAAUAUUGCGAAGCAAGGAACCACCUCUUCAACUUCCAUACUGCCAUUAUCACGACUUACUCGAUCACAAUCGUCACUACGGCCGCCUUUACCUCGACACCUCACUCAAUCUUCCGCACGAUCUUCUAUUAGCCAAGAAUCGCUAUUCUCAGCUCCUCAACCCUCAAGCGCCUCAACUUCAUCCCAAACGGAUGACUCGUCUACCUACGUGGCAGAACGUGUCGGUGGUUUCCAAAUAAAGUCCGCAACCCCAAGAGGCCUCUUAAGCGAGACAUUCGCCUCCUCUCCAUUAUCUUCUCCACCACCCAUCUUAUUUGAUCCUUACGAGAACGCGAAUUCGACUACGGAUGGCAGUUCGCAUACGGGCGUUGAAUGUUCCGACACGUCCGACUCUGAGGAUACACAAAACUCCUUGGAUUUACUUUCUUCCCAGACAUCCAACUCUAGCUUACGUAAUAUGAAAGGCCGCGACCUCUUCGAUUGUAACAUCUGGGCCGAUCCACUGAAGACCUCCGUGUUCUACCGAUUUGCUACUACGUUAAGGCAAAAAGUAAAAGAAGUUGAACCGACCGCAACACAUCGCUUCAUCGCCCAGCUGCGUGACGUUGGGAAGUUGGCAAGGGUGUAUACGCAGAACAUAGAUGAAAUCGAGAAGAAGAUCGGCCUUUCCACCGAUUUGAAAAGCGGCGCAGGAAAUCGGAGAAGAAAGUCAACUAAGCAGCAACUCAUAGACUCGGAGAAAGAGUCUAAGGAAAAUAUGGACUUGGUUAAGAAUGAAGAGGAUCCCAAUUGCUUAGAUACUAAGCAACAACCCUCAAACUCGGAGAACUCUAGUCGAAACAAUCCACGAAUAAUCACCACUCAGGACAGAGGCGUCGAGUGUGUAUUCCUCCAUGGUUCUCUACAUGCCCUCCGCUGUUUUGUGUGCGGAAAACUCUGUGAUUGGGAUGAGGCUGGCAGGGAAUCUUGUACAAUGCUAGGCGAACAACCUGAAUGUCCGCAUUGUGCAGGAGCAACCGCCGCACGUCAAGAAAAGGGGAAGAGGGCUUUGGGAAUUGGCAAGCUUCGUCCAGACAUUGUCCUCUACGGCGAAGAACAUCCUCAAUCCGACCUUAUAUCCCCUAUCGUUCAACAUGACCUUUCCGCUGGCCCCGAUCUUCUCCUAGUCCUAGGCACAAGCCUCAGGGUACACGGACUCAAGGUGAUGGUGAAGGAAUUUGCUAAGGCCGUACAUAAUAAGGGAGGCAAGGUUAUCUUCAUCAACCUAACAAAGCCAUCUGAGAGCGUCUGGGGCGACAUAUUAGAUUAUUGGAUUGAGUGGGACUGCGAUGCCUGGGUUGACGACCUGAAAUAUAGAAAGCCUCAUCUUUGGCUUUCGCCGGACGAGAUUAUAGAGUAUGAAAAACAGAAGCGCGAAACAUUAGCCGAAAAGAAGAGGGAGAAUAUGUCUAAGAAGCGUGAAAGUAUCGCUGAGAGAAAGCGUGAGAGCCUGGGCGAGAAGAGGCGACAUACCAUCGAAGGGGAUAAACUUCGGCCGCCACCGAAGAACCCAUCCUCCAUGAGAAACGAUUACCAAUGCGGCGCGUAUGUAGUCUGGGAGAUUUUUCAAGCUCUGGCUAAGAUUAGUGAUCGCCCUUUCGAUAAUCUCGGAUAUACACCACCUCGGAUACCUCCUCCCGCUGCUCCACCUCCGGGUCCGAAUCCCGCGGCGGGAUCUUUGGCUCGUGUGGCCGUGAAGGCGAAGAAAGCAAGGAAAUCUGCCCCAGCAGCUCUCGUUGCUUCUUCCGAUCCGGGAAUCAAGGCUAAAUCUGCCACUCCCAGAACCAAGUUGCCUACCCUAAGCAGCCGGAGCCAGUACGCCAAAGCUGCUCAAGAGCUUGCGCGCUCCAGUAAACCGUCAACACCAGUCAGGUUAGCCGAACUAAACGGGCUUCCACGACCACACGAAAAGAGUAGAACACCCCCAUACGUCGCACCUAGUUCCAUUACUGCUGCCGUCAAGAUCAAUCCGCGUCGGCGGAAGCGGAAGAUGAUCGAGGGUGUCCCAGUCGGCGGUAUACUUCCACGGGCCCAGAAGCCAGCGUUACCGCUUCCCCCUGUCACCAAUAUCAGGAAAGGAGUUAAGAUCAUACCUAAGAAAGAACCAGCUAUAUCCACUGCGAGCGAUAUACUUUCCCCGAAAGGUCCGAUUUUACCCCCUUUUCAUCCUGGAUGGGAACGUUCACCCCCAGCAAGGAUUGAACCACUAGAACCGAACCUAAAUGUAUCGCCGCCGAGCCCUCUAGCCGAUAUACCUCAAGUAGCACGGCCGCAGGUCUUCAGUCUACGUCAAGCUACUCAUCCAAUGAUUUUCAGUGACCCGCUCAUAAAGUUACAGUAUGAAGGUACAAAUUAUAGAAGACCGCCUCAAGGGACGUCCAUUCAUGAUAAAACCCCUAGCCCGUCAGACCAACUCCGAUGGGAAUUAGCUCAACAAGAGGCACUAGAAGGGGCCCAGGCACUUGAAGGGCUAAGGCGCUCUAGAUGAGACGACGUUCUAGCUCUGGGCUAGCCUUUUUUGUUUUGAUAGAAUUAUACUUAUGUCUAGUAGAAUACUUUAAAUAUUCAGCCCAUUACUAUACCCUUUUUCUACCGCCAGUAACCGUCACUCGCUAGUUCGGUGAGUGUCCAGAA
Molecule: messenger RNA, 3742 nt
Organism: Hypoxylon trugodes
Lineage: Eukaryota; Fungi; Ascomycota; Sordariomycetes; Xylariales; Hypoxylaceae
Product: DHS-like NAD/FAD-binding domain-containing protein
Exons: 2
Coding region: 675-3596 (973 amino acids)
Molecular function (GO): NAD+ binding
Source: RefSeq, a predicted model, not a curated record